Molecule: messenger RNA, 1708 nt
Organism: Chelmon rostratus (copperband butterflyfish)
Lineage: Eukaryota; Metazoa; Chordata; Actinopteri; Chaetodontiformes; Chaetodontidae
Gene: neurod1
Product: neuronal differentiation 1
Exons: 4
Coding region: 80-1117 (345 amino acids)
Biological process (GO): nervous system development; regulation of DNA-templated transcription
Molecular function (GO): protein dimerization activity
Source: RefSeq, a predicted model, not a curated record
CGCACGGACACGCACACAGGGCGCGCGGGAUGCGUGCGAUCUGACGGACGACGGCUUGUUACAAUAGAGAAUCAGCAUCAUGACCAGGUCUGUAAGGGAGGAGCAGGUGUCAGCGGACUCGGAGGGGCAGCAGGAGCCUCACAGCCCCGCAGAAGACGACGCCGAGAUGGGAGGAGGAGGGGAGGAGGAGGACGAUCACCUCCACCGUCUGGAGGACGAGGAGGAGGAGGAUGAUGACGAGGAAGAGGAGGAGGAAGAGGACGGCGAGAACAAACCCAAGAGGCGAGGGCCUAAGAAGAAGAAGAUGACCAAGGCUCGUAUGCAGAGGUUUAAGGUUCGUCGAAUGAAAGCCAACGCCCGGGAGAGGAACCGCAUGCAUGGGCUGAAUGACGCUCUGGAGAGCCUCCGCAAAGUCGUCCCCUGUUACUCCAAAACCCAGAAACUGUCAAAGAUCGAGACGCUCCGCCUCGCAAAGAACUACAUCUGGGCCUUGAGUGAGAUCCUGCGCUCCGGCAAGGCACCCGACCUCAUGAGCUUUGUCCAGGCGCUCUGCAAAGGUCUGUCUCAGCCAACCACUAACCUGGUGGCGGGCUGCCUACAGCUGAAUCCUCGGACCUUCCUGCCGGAGCAGACUCCCGACCUGCCCACUCACCUUCCCCCCUCCGGCACCGUUACCUAUCCGGGACACUUCUCCUACCAGAGCCCUGGGCUGACGGCCGGCCUGCCUAGCCCGCCCUACGGCACCAUGGAGCCCUCCCACAUCUUCCACCAGGUCAAAGGUCAGCCCUACGGCCCGCUGGAGCCCUUCUUUGAUGGCGUCCUGGUGUCGGACGGCCCGGCGUUUGACCCGCCCCUCAGCCCUCCGCUCAGCAUCAACGGGAACUUCUCGUCCUUCAAGCACGAGGCCGUCGCGGCUGCUGACUACGACAAGAGUUUCUCCUUCAGUGUGCACUACGGGGGAGGAGGGCCCGGGGGACAUGCUGCCAUCUACGGCGGCGGGGGGUCCAACCCACGGUGCGGUGAGCUGCAGGUGGACGGGCUGAUGGGCUUUGAUGGACAAUCGCACCACGAGCGGCUGAUGAAUGCCCAGCUGAACGCCAUCUUCCACGACUCCUGAGGAAGUGGGGGAUGAAGGACUGAGAGGCCGCUGAAGACGGAGAGACGAACAGAGAGAUCGCUCAACGGAGAAAGAGACAGUUCUGUGUAUUUCUGUCAUUUCAUAGCUGUCUUUCUUUCUGCCUUUCCUUCUUUCUUUUCUUCAUUCUGUCUGCAUCGGGCUCUACGACUCCUCUUCAGUGUGGUCAUGGAGACGAUGCCGACCACGGUGACUUCACGCUGAUGAUGUAACCUUCUUUGUAGCGCUUCGUCCUGCAGGAGACGCUCUCUGAAUGUCUCGCUAUUAUCCAUACUAUCACUUAAAAAUAAUCAAUAAGCAAUAAUCUGGAGGAAACUAUGCAAUUUUGUUAAAACCUGAGCCAAGCUCAGCUGAUGAUUCCAAAUGUUGAAAGAAUAAAGAUUUCUCUAUUUUUGGGUCAGUGUGUAAGGCGUUGUUGAGCAGUUGAGAAGUGUUCAUGUUGUUCAUGUGGUUUUUAUUUUUUGCUUUUUAUAACGUUCCUGUAGCGUUCUGUUAACAUUUCAUGUGACUCUUGUUCAUAUUUUAUAAGAUAGAUGUUUAUAAAGGCCUUUCAUUAAAAGGAAUUCAACGUGA